Cryphonectria parasitica EP155 is the source of this 1125-nucleotide messenger RNA. RefSeq lists its product as uncharacterized. The transcript is spliced from 4 exons. Lineage: Eukaryota; Fungi; Ascomycota; Sordariomycetes; Diaporthales; Cryphonectriaceae. The record is from RefSeq and is a predicted model, not a curated record. The coding region runs from base 1 to 1125 and encodes 374 amino acids.
AUGUUCUGGAACUCAAGCACACCUGCCAAAGUACCUACCGACACCGUCCUACCCCUCCCCUUCUUCGACGACACCCCGCUCUGGCGAUCUUUCAUCCUGUACUCCAUGUUUGCCUUCGACGCCGUGCUCGAACCGGGGAAGCUCCAGCGCAGCCUCGAGUUCCUGAUCCAGCGCCCAGGGUGGAGGAAACUGGGCGCCCGCCUGCGGUCUUCUAAAGAUGGACGAGGACUGGAGUACCACAUCCCAGCCGACGCGCCGCCGACCACCCUCGUCGCAAGCCGCAUCCCAAGAGCCCCGACCACCCGGCCCAGUGUGGUGGGAGACCCGGGCGAGCUCGAGUCUCUGUUCCGCCCAGAGAACGGCCCGUUGCGUCUGGACGACUACCUGACCCGGGACAUCCCGCAGCUGGGCCUGCACGUCACGUCCUUUCUCGACAGGACCGUCGUCACUCUGCACUGCCCGCACACCCUUGUGGACGCCCUGGGCUUGCGUGCCAUCCUCGACGCAUGGUGUCUUGUUCUCCGCCACAGCCAAGAUGGCAAGAAAGGGGGUAUGCCGACAGCAGCAGAUAUUAUUAUUCCAUGCCCUCUCGGGACGAAUAGCGAUGGUGAUGAUGAUGAUGAUGAUGAUGAUGAUGAUGAUGAUGGUGCCACUGCCACCAUCACCGAUCCCCUCGCCCAACUAGGCACCCGCCCAACCGAGCCCCACGCCCUGGCCAGCCGCCGUCUCGGACUACUAGGCCGCGCAGGCUACGGACUCAACAACAUCCUCACCCAUUGUGGAGCCCUAGAGAACCGUAUGCUGCCCGCGCCGACCUCAGCAUCGCAGCAGCAGCAGCAGCAGCAGCAGCGGCGGCCUCAAGACAGGCCCUACGUCUCCAACGCCGUAGGCUUCAUCCCCGUCCUCCUGACCGUCCGCGACCUGUUCGAGAAGCCGCUGGGCCAGGUGGCCGCCGCCAUCCGCAACGCCGUCCGGACCCUGGGCACGCGCGCGCAGGUCGAGGCGUUUAUGAGCAAUGUGGCGCGCCGGGUCGGCGGUGGUCGGCAAGCUGCCACCCCCCUUUUCGGGCACUGGCGUAUGCAUAUGGUUAUGUACUCGAACUGGGCCAAAGGCGAGGUUCUUUGA